Mobula hypostoma (lesser devil ray) is the source of this 2290-nucleotide messenger RNA. It is a transcript of the gene pax6b, whose product is annotated as paired box 6b. Gene Ontology annotation, molecular function: RNA polymerase II cis-regulatory region sequence-specific DNA binding; DNA-binding transcription factor activity, RNA polymerase II-specific. NCBI's taxonomy places the organism in Eukaryota, Metazoa, Chordata, Chondrichthyes, Myliobatiformes, Myliobatidae. The transcript is spliced from 12 exons. The record is from RefSeq and is a predicted model, not a curated record. Gene Ontology annotation, biological process: regulation of transcription by RNA polymerase II; anatomical structure development. The coding region runs from base 598 to 1866 and encodes 422 amino acids.
CCCUGACUGCUACUCUUUCUUGCCCCUCUCUCUCUCUCCCUCCCUUUCUCUCUCCCUCCUCUCUCUCUCUCUCUCUCUCUCUCUCUCUCAUUUCUCCCCCUCCGUGUGCUUGAAUAACUCUCCAUCUCCUCCGUGACAGCAGAUUUCAUUGCCAAUCUCUGUCUCCUUUGCAGGAAUUUCCGUGUGUGUGUGUGUGCGUGUGUGUGUGUGUGUGUGUGUGCGUGUGUGUGUGUGUCUGUGUGUGUGUGUGUGUGUGUGUGUGUGUCUGUGUGUGUGUGUGUGUGUGUGUGUGUAUGUGAGUGUGCGUGGUGUGUGUGUGUAUAUGUAUGUAUGUAUGUGUGUGUGUGUGUGUGUGUGUGUGUGUGUGUGUGUGUGUUUAUGUCUGUAUAUGUGUGGAAAAUCUAUAAUUCACUGGCAAGGCUUAAAAAAAGUCGCCCAUCAUCUUAACUGUUUGCAGGACAUGUUGACAACGACGCGGUCUGUCCUAUAAAGAGGGAAGCCUUCAGUGGUAAACAGAUGUCUGUGGUCACAGAUUGCCAAUACAGCUUUCAGAGCACUAUAAACAAGCCACGUGGGACACUGGUGUAACAAUCCAACAUGCAGAACAGUCACAGUGGAGUGAACCAGCUCGGCGGUGUGUUUGUUAAUGGUCGACCACUGCCUGAUUCGACACGACAAAAAAUUGUGGAACUUGCCCACAGUGGGGCUAGACCUUGCGAUAUCUCAAGGAUCCUCCAGGUGUCCAACGGUUGUGUCAGUAAGAUCCUGGGCAGGUAUUAUGAAACGGGAUCGAUCAGACCUAGAGCAAUCGGCGGAAGCAAGCCAAGGGUAGCGACUCCCGAGGUUGUGUCAAAGAUCGCUCAGUAUAAACGCGAGUGUCCGUCGAUCUUCGCCUGGGAAAUUCGAGACAGAUUGCUCUCUGAGGGGGUCUGUACUAACGACAAUAUACCAAGUGUAUCGUCGAUUAACCGAGUCCUUCGCAACCUGGCUAGCGAAAAGCAGCAAAUGGGAGCCGAUGGAAUGUAUGACAAAUUAAGGAUGCUGAACGGUCAGACAGGUGCAUGGGGUACCCGACCAGGCUGGUACCCCGGAGGCUCCGUACCAGGCCACCCAAAUCAAGAUGGUUGUCAGCAACAGGAAGGCGGCGGUGAAAAUACCAAUUCCAUCAACUCCAACAGCGAUGAUUCAGAUGAGGCGCAGAUGAGACUUCAGCUGAAACGGAAGCUACAGCGAAACAGAACAUCUUUCACCCAGGAACAGAUCGAGGCUCUGGAGAAAGAAUUUGAAAGAACUCAUUAUCCUGAUGUGUUUGCCAGAGAACGAUUAGCAGCCAAAAUUGAUCUACCUGAAGCUAGGAUACAGGUCUGGUUCUCUAACAGGCGAGCAAAAUGGAGACGAGAGGAAAAAUUGAGGAAUCAGAGGCGUCAAGCCAGCAACACCCCAAGCCACAUCCCCAUCAGCAGCAGUUUCAGCACCAGUGUUUACCAGCCCAUCCCACAGCCCACGACCCCUGUUUCCUCCUUUGCCACAGGCGCAAUGCUGGGGCGGGCAGACACCUCCCUGACAAACACUUACAGCGCGCUGCCACCCAUGCCCAGUUUCAGCAUGGCAAACAACCUGUCUAUGCAAUCGCCGGUGUCCAGCCAAACGCCGUCAUACUCCUGUAUGCUGCCCACCAGCCCGUCAGUCAACGGACGCAGCUAUGACACGUACACGCCGCCUCACAUGCAGACACAUAUGAACCCCCAGAGCAUGGGCACUUCAGGCACCACGUCCACAGGGCUCAUCUCCCCCGGUGUCUCAGUACCCGUUCAAGUGCCGGGCAGCGAACCAGACAUGUCUCAGUACUGGCCCCGACUGCAGUAAAGGGGAGAGUGGACACAGUCUGUGGCGAGUCGGACCCCCAGCAGUAUUUGUUUCCGAGAAGGAGACUCUGAAGGUAUCUUUGUUCUGGGACUACGGCCGAUACACCCACUUUGAGAAGAGUUAAUCGUGGGACGUCUCCUGCCAGACGUGUAAAGUCAGCGGAACAAACGUCUUAUUGUCCCCCCGCCCCCGAAAUUCUUCACUCGGUGUAUUAUUUGUAAAUGGGCAUUUCUGUAUGUUUCAAACCAGAACAACUUGAACUCGAUGGUACACGUAGGUCACGGGAAGAUUACAGGACGUCAUGGUCAACAUAGCAGUCACCAAUUAAGACCGCUAUCUAGUGGUUCUACCGCUACGUUGCAACAUUUCUAGACUUCUGGACUUCGAUGUUACCAACUCGUACACUAAAUAUUGGUCAAUUUUA